CCACUUUGAAUACACGGAGUGUGACAGCAGCGGCUCCAGGUGGAGAGUGGCCAUCCCGAACUCCGCGGCCGACUGCUCGGGCCUGCCUGACCCCGUGAGAGGCAAAGAAUGCACUUUCUCCUGUGCUUCAGGAGAGUAUCUAGAAAUGAAGAACCAGGUAUGCAGUAAGUGUGGUGAAGGUACCUAUUCCUUGGGCAGCGGCAUCAAGUUUGAUGAAUGGGAUGAAUUGCCGGCUGGAUUUUCCAACGUUGCGACAUUCAUGGACACUGUGGUUGGCCCUUCUGACAGCAGGCCGGAUGGCUGUAACAACUCUUCUUGGGUCCCUCGUGGAAAUUACAUAGAGUCCAAUCGUGAUGACUGCACGGUAUCUUUGAUCUAUGCUGUGCACCUCAAGAAAUCGGGUUAUGUCUUCUUUGAGUACCAGUAUGUCGACAACAACAUCUUCUUUGAGUUCUUUAUUCAAAACGAUCAGUGCCAGGAGAUGGACACCACUGCAGACAAGUGGGUAAAACUCACAGACAAUGGAGAAUGGGGCUCUCAUUCUGUAAUGUUGAAAUCAGGCACCAACAUACUUUACUGGAGAACCACUGGCAUCCUUAUGGGUUCUAAGGCAGUCAAGCCAGUUUUGGUAAAAAAUAUCACAAUUGAAGGGGUGGCAUACACGUCAGAAUGCUUCCCGUGCAAGCCGGGCACAUUCAGCAACAAACCAGGUUCGUUCAACUGCCAAAUCUGUCCCAGAAACACCUACUCUGAGAAAGGAGCCAAAGAAUGCAUCAAGUGUGACGAGCACUCCCAGUUUUCGGAGGAAGGAUCCAGCCAGUGUGUGGAACGACCUCCCUGCACCACAAAAGACUAUUUCCAGAUCCAUACUCCGUGUGAUGAGGAAGGAAAGACACAAAUUAUGUACAAGUGGAUAGAGCCCAAAAUCUGCCGGGAGGAUCUCACAGAUGCUAUUAGGUUGCCCCCUUCUGGAGAGAAGAAGGACUGUCCCCCUUGCAACCCUGGAUUUUAUAACAAUGGAUCGUCAUCUUGCCAUCCCUGCCCUCCUGGAACAUUUUCGGAUGGAACAAAGGAAUGUAGGCCGUGUCCAGCAGGAAUGGAGCCUGCGCUUGGAUUUGAAUAUAAAUGGUGGAAUGUCCUUCCUGGCAACAUGAAAACUUCCUGCUUCAAUGUUGGGAAUUCAAAGUGCGAUGGAAUGAACGGUUGGGAGGUGGCUGGAGAUCAUAUCCAGAGUGGAGCUGGAGGUUCAGAUAAUGAUUACCUGAUCUUAAACUUGCAUAUCCCAGGAUUUAAGCCACCAACGUCUAUGACUGGAGCCAUGGGUUCUGAACUGGGAAGAAUAACAUUUGUCUUUGAGACCCUCUGUUCGGCUGACUGUGUUCUAUACUUCAUGGUGGAUAUUAAUAGAAAAAGUACCAAUGUGGUGGAAUCAUGGGGUGGAACCAAAGAAAAGCAAGCUUAUACCCACAUCAUAUUCAAGAAUGCAACAUUUACAUUUACAUGGGCAUUCCAGAGAACCAAUCAAGGUCAAGAUAAUAGACGGUUCAUCAAUGACAUGGUGAAGAUUUAUUCUAUCACUGCCACUAACGCAGUUGAUGGGGUGGCGUCCUCAUGCCGUGCCUGUGCCCUCGGUUCUGAACAGUCGGGCUCAUCGUGUGUCCCCUGCCCCCCAGGCCACUACAUUGAGAAAGAAACCAACCAGUGCAAGGAGUGUCCACCUGACACCUACCUGUCCAUACAUCAGGUCUAUGGCAAGGAGGCUUGUAUCCCAUGUGGGCCUGGGAGUAGAAGCACUCAGGACCACUCAGUUUGCUAUAGUGACUGCUUUUUCCACCACGAUAAAGAAAAUCAGAGUUUGCACUAUGACUUCAGCAACCUCAGUAGCGUGGGCUCAUUGAUGAAUGGACCCAGCUUUACCUCCAAAGGAACCAAAUAUUUCCACUUCUUCAAUAUUAGUUUAUGUGGGCAUGAGGGAAAGAAGAUGGCUCUCUGUACCAACAAUAUAACAGACUUCACAGUAAAGGAAAUAGUGGCGGGGUCCGAUGAUUAUACGAAUUUGGUAGGAGCCUAUGUAUGCCAGUCAACUAUUAUUCCUUCUGAAAGUAAGGGUUUCCGAGCAGCCUUAUCAUCACAGUCCAUCAUUCUGGCAGAUACAUUUUUAGGAGUGACUGUUGAAACGACAUUGCAAAAUAUUAAUAUAAAAGAAGAAAUGUUCCCAGUUCCCUCUAGCCAAAUACCAGAUGUGCAUUUCUUUUAUAAGUCUUCUACGACUACGACAUCUUGUGUCAAUGGCCGGUCAACUGCUGUGAAAAUGAGGUGCAAUCCUACUAAACCAGGAGCAGGAGUGAUUUCAGUUCCCAGCAAGUGCCCAGCAGGCACCUGUGAUGGAUGCUCAUUCUAUUUUCUGUGGGAGAGUGCUGAAGCGUGCCCUCUGUGCACAGAGCAUGACUUCCAUGAGAUUGAGGGAGCCUGUAAGAGAGGAGUGCAGGAAACCUUGUAUGUAUGGAAUGAACCUAAAUGGUGCAUUAAAGGAGUUUCUUUGCCUGAGAAAAAGUUGUCAACCUGCGAAACAGUUGACUUCUGGCUGAAAGUGGGAGCAGGUGUGGGAGCAUUCACCGCGGUUUUGCUGGUGGCUCUAACUUGCUACUUCUGGAAAAAGAAUCAGAAACUGGAGUACAAAUAUUCCAAAUUGGUGAUGACAACUAACUCAAAAGAAUGUGAACUCCCAGCGGCAGACAGUUGUGCUAUCAUGGAAGGAGAAGACAAUGAGGAAGAAGUUGUCUAUUCCAAUAAACAGUCACUACUGGGAAAACUUAAAUCCUUGGCAACAAAGGAAAAAGAAGAUCAUUUCGAAUCUGUUCAACUGAAAUCCUCAAGAUCCCCAAAUAUAUGAAAAGACAGUGCUGUAGCCUUCAGACUAAUGAACACAGAAACCUGAUCUCUAGUUCUACAGGACCGUAGCUUAGAUCCUGUCUUCAUAUCCAGCACGUUGGUGAUCUCACAGAGGGCCAUGCCGCUGAAAAGGGAAGGAGGUUGAAACGUUUGAUUGCCUUAUCACAUGGUCAAGUAUUUUGCCAAAAAUACAAAAGCAAAUGGCUUGGGUCUCAACGGAAGAUGAAACUCAACUCAGGAAGAGAUUAAUCUGUAAAUAGACAUAACUGAAAACCGAGGUUAAGCCCACCAGCGCACUGCUGAUGCAUGCCAUAUAAUUAAUGGGUAACUUUUAUUCUUUAUAACUUCUACAUAAAAAGUGUGCUUUGGAGGGCAGAUAUGAGCAUAUGCAUUGUGAUUCUAUUUAUGUCUUUUCUUUGUUUAUAGUUUGGGGGAAGAUUUGAAAAAUUUUAAGGUAUAGUUUUUUUCCCAUUAUUUAUUUUCCU
Messenger RNA from Neogale vison (American mink), 3377 nucleotides. It is a transcript of the gene ELAPOR2, whose product is annotated as endosome-lysosome associated apoptosis and autophagy regulator family member 2. The record is from RefSeq and is a predicted model, not a curated record. Bases 146 to 2893 code for a protein of 915 amino acids. The transcript is spliced from 21 exons. Gene Ontology annotation, biological process: positive regulation of BMP signaling pathway. Lineage: Eukaryota; Metazoa; Chordata; Mammalia; Carnivora; Mustelidae.